This is a messenger RNA of Dreissena polymorpha, 3821 nucleotides long. RefSeq lists its product as uncharacterized. NCBI's taxonomy places the organism in Eukaryota, Metazoa, Mollusca, Bivalvia, Myida, Dreissenidae. The transcript has 3 exons. The record is from RefSeq and is a predicted model, not a curated record. The coding region runs from base 2274 to 3350 and encodes 358 amino acids.
GGAAGUUACAAUGAUCCGCAAUAGAAAUUUGCUUAUCGAUUAUGAGUUGCUUUAUGUUCGUAAAUAUCAGUUGGCUGUAAAGUUAAACUGUGUUCUUGUUAGGAUCUACGCGUAUUGAUGCUUUGGAUAAAUAUUAAAUAUAAGACAGAAUGACCAAGAAAGAUAAAGUGGUGUACGAAGAAUGCGCAGAGGAAUGUGCCAGAAAAAUGGAAGCAACUUUCAAACUAUACAGCGGAUGUGACGUAAGCGUAAUGCCGUUAGCGACAUGGUCACGUGAACAAAAUCAGCUAUCACUUCCGGGUUGUUUUCAUUGUCCAUGGCGAAACGGACGAAUUACUGAGUACAAUUCUAUGUCGUUUUAAGGAAUUUUACGAGACCACUUUCAUUGUAGUAAUAGAUUCCAAGCUUCAAGCAGGUCGAGCUGCUUGCGCAGAAAUUAAAUCUGCCUUCAAACACCUAAAUGUAGAUAAUACCGAGGAAAAAAGAGGGCUUUAGACAGAACAAUAGAGAGAGCAAAAGAACGAAUCAUUACGAUUAAGAACGUUUGGGAUGAUGCGGACUGUUGGGUUCCCAAAGUGAUCAUGUUCCUGUUCCCGAGAUCGGAAAAACCCGGCAACUCUCGUCAUAGUCCGGUAAAAAACGGAAAAUCUCGUCGGAAUGUCUCGGUUUUCUUUGAAAUCGAUCCUAAUAACGAUGCACAGAUUAGAUGGAUGGAUAAGCAGAGAAAGGUGCUCGAAACCGACAUGAAACUUACGUGCCGAUACAAUGACGGUGAUCAUUCAGACACGGAACCGUCUGAAGGUGCCGGCGAUAGGUCGGAGACAAUUCUCGAUACCUACAGAAAAAACUCAGAAUGUGUGGUAAUGUACGUUGCUAUUGAUGAUUUACUUGGCAUCAGAAGUUUCAGGGAAACAUUUAAUAAAAACAUCAAUGCCGAAAAUGAUCGCGUGAAAGUGCUGUGCGAACAGUGUAUCGAUGUUGAAACGAAAUUGAUCGUAUUCGUGGAGAACGAAUCUAACGAAAUGAUCAAGAAAUUUGAUGACAACCAAAACCUGUACAUGGUUGGAACGAAUGGCGCCUUCACUUACUGAAUGGGGCUUUUAUCCGCGUUGGGAAAAGUGAACAUUCCGAGGAAACCCGAUGAUCUGUUUCACUCAGACGUCACGCACGAGGAGGUGAAAAAGCCUCGUUUCAAUCCCGCCACACUGUCGGACAUGACAACUCCAACACCAAGACCAAGUACGAAUAAAUUUGCCAUUGGGUUAUAUACUUCUGAAGAAGAAAAGGCAACGUGCUUAAACAAUUAUUUUGUUUCCAUUUCAACUUUAGAUUCAUCUUCGGGAGUUCUUCCCGUCCCUACUCAGUUUCCAUUUGCCAGUUUGCAAAAUGUGUCCAUAACUGAAACUGAAAUUAUCGAUUUAAUCAAAAUUUUAAUAACUAACAAAGCUGUUGGGGAAGAUUUAAUAAGUCAUCUUGUUCUUAAGCGUACUAGCGAGUCAAUUUCAAAACCGCUAUGCCUUUUGUUUAAUAAAUCACUUCAAGAAUGCACAUUUCCUUCAUCAUGGAAAAAUGCAAUUGUGAUGCCCUUAUUCAAAAAGGUUGACUCGAACAUACCUUCAAACUAUCGCCCAAUCUCUCUUUUAAGCUGCAUAGGAAAACUUAUGGAGCGUGCAGUUUAUAAACACUUAUAUAACCAUUUUAUUGCACACAAUUUAAUUUACUGCAAACAAUCAGGAUUUCUUAGAGGACACUCAACAGUUUAUCAACUCAUUGAUAUAUUUGAUCAAAUAGCUCGAUCUCUUGACGACAAGAAACUUAAUUGCAUGAUAUUCUGUGAUAUAUCCAAGGCGUUCGACCGUGUUUGGCACCGAGGUCUUUUAUUUAAACUUAAACAAAAUGGCAUAAGUGGAAAUAUAUUACAAUGGAUAGAGAGUUAAUUGUCUAACCGUACCCAAAAAGUUUUUGUCGGCUCAGCAAAGUCGCAGUCAUUAGAAGUAAAUGCCGGUGUCCCCCAGGGCUCAGUAUUAGGGCCGUUGUUUUUCUUGAUUUACGUUAAUGAUAUUGUUGAAAACCUUUUAAGUAUUACCCGACUGUUUGCUGAUGAUACUUCAUUAUCAUGUACCACAUCUGUAUUAGCCGAUCUCGAGGGUAUUUUAAACCAUGACCUAUGCCUAAUUAACGUAUGGGCAAAGCGUUGGCUUGUUGAUUUUAAUCCCCAAAAAACUGAAGCUAUUCUAUUCACAACUCAAAAGAAUAUUCCUUUUCCCAAGUUAAUGUUUGGUAAUGUACCCGUAACAUUUGUUGAUGAACACAAACAUCUCGGUCUUACGCUAAGCAGCGAUGGUAAAUGGAACAACCACAUAAAUAAUAUUAUGACUUCCGCGUCGAAAAUCCUUGGCGUUAUGCGAAAAGUUGAGUACAAACUAUCAAGAAAAUGUCUAAACCAAAUAUAUUUCACACAUUUGCGACCAUUAUUAGAAUACGCGUGUGUUGUAUGGGACGGUUGUACAUUGUACGACAAAGAAUUACUUGAAAAAAUCCAAAAUGAAGCCGCGCGUAUUGUCUCAGGCCUAACCAGAUCCGUCUCACUUAGAAACCUUUACACUGAAGUUAAAUGGCCAAGUCUAGAAAAACGACGAAGUUAUCUAAAACUAAUUAAUAUCUACAAAAUGCAUAACGGUCAGUGCCCCAAUUACCUUAAUAAUCUUCUCCCACCAACAGUUCAUGAACAAUCUUCUCUUAAUCUUAGAAACGCGGAAGACUAUACUAUUUUAUCAAGACGAACUUUACUUUAUUCACGCUCGUUUUUACCAUCUGCCAUUAAUCUAUGGAAUUCGUUACCUAUUGAAAUAAGAAACAUUGACACUAUUUCGAAAUUUAAAACUUCAUUGAAACAAUUAUUUAAUUUAUGCGAAGAUAAUCCCCCAUACUUUUACAUUGGGGAUAGACACUCAUCAAUUCUACACGCGCGCUUAAGAAAUAAUUGCAGCAACCUAAACUCAGACUUAUUCAUUAAUCAUUUAAAAAACACUCCCCUAUGUGCGUGCGGAAAUGAUGCUGAAAAUGCGGAGCAUUACUUCUUUUAUUGCCAUACAUACCAUUUGCAGCGAAUAGCUCUAUUCACUGCGCUAAGAUCGUUUCAUCCGCUUAAUUGUGAGGUGUUCCUUUAUGGUAAGCCUUCACUAAAUAAUGAAAACAACACCAUCAUUUUUAACGAAGUUAAAAAACAUAUAUUUUACGACAAAGCGAUUCAUUGCUUAGCUACUUUUUUCCAUUUUGCUGGACAGGACUUAUUACUAUCUUUAUUACUAUAUGUAUUAUUAUCAUUAUUAAUAUCCUUUUUUGUAUAAGUUAUAUGUAUAUUUUCUUUACACUCAUUAUUAUAUUUUUGAUUAAUUAUUAUUAUUACUAUUUGUAUUACUAGUUUUGGUAACAACUGUUAUUAUUAGUAGUACUGAUGUCAUCAUAUAAUAAAUAUAAUUAUUGAGAUUUAUGUUCCCAAGUGUAUAUACUGUGUAAAUGACAUGAUUAAUAUUUUAUGUAAAUCUGUCACCAUUUCAACAUGUUAAAACUAUCGCAAGGGAAGGACCCCCGAUAAUGUUGAAGAACUUCAGGUCUAAACCUUUUUCCAUUUUGUAUGUAUGGACCAAUGUAUAUAUUUGUAUAAUGUCAUUAUCUGGAAAUAAAAUAUGUUUAAAGUAAAGGGUUAUGACAAACAUAAUCAAAGCGCUGAAGGCACUGAAUUUGUUCGCUGUUGUAUAAUCUUAGACGCAAUUCAGUUUUCAAAAUUAUGUUAUAGCUUUUUAUAUCGCAAGUUUGAA